This is a messenger RNA of Limanda limanda (common dab), 822 nucleotides long. It is a transcript of the gene gjb9b, whose product is annotated as gap junction protein beta 9b. Gene Ontology annotation, cellular component: connexin complex. Gene Ontology annotation, biological process: cell communication. The transcript has 2 exons. NCBI's taxonomy places the organism in Eukaryota, Metazoa, Chordata, Actinopteri, Pleuronectiformes, Pleuronectidae. Bases 1 to 822 code for a protein of 273 amino acids. The record is from RefSeq and is a predicted model, not a curated record.
AUGAACUGGUCUGCUCUGGAGGCCCUCCUCAGCGGAGUCAACAAAUACUCCACCGUGUUCGGCCGCAUCUGGCUCUCCAUGGUCUUCGUUUUCAGGGUGUUGGUGUUUGUGGUGGCGGCGCAGCGUGUGUGGGGUGAUGAUAGUAAGGACUUUGUAUGUAACACGGCCCAGCCGGGCUGCGCCAACGUGUGCUACGACUCCAUCUUCCCCAUCUCCCACAUCCGCCUGUGGGCCCUGCAGCUUAUUUUUGUCACCUGCCCAUCGCUGAUGGUGGUCGGCCACGUGAAGUAUCGGGAGAAGAAGGACACGCAGUUCACCAACUCACACAAGGGCACCCAUCUCUAUGCCAACCCUGGGAAGAAACGUGGAGGGCUGUGGUGGACCUACCUGGUGAGUCUGAUUUUCAAAGCAGGCUUUGACGCCGGCUUCCUCUACAUCCUGCACUACGUCUACAAAGGUUUCGACAUGCCCCGCCUGUCCAAGUGCUCCCUGGAGCCGUGUCCCAACACGGUGGACUGCUACAUAUCCCGCCCCACCGAGAAGAAGAUCUUCACCAUCUUCAUGGUGGUCUCCUCUGCCAUCUGCAUCUUAAUGUGCAUCUGCGAGAUGAUUUACCUCAUCUGCAAACGCUUUCAGAAGCUCCUCAAGAGGAAGGCGGAGUCUGACAGGAGGAUGUUUGCCCAGAAUCAUGAGAUGGCGCCGCUGGCUGCGCCCAGGUCAGUGUUCAGGUCCAGAUCAUCAAUCAGAGUUGAUCCUACGGUAUCCAUCCAGAAUCUUAGUAACGUCAAGGCUGAGGAGUCAAUUGAGACAAAAGUGACUUAG